This is a messenger RNA of Perca flavescens (yellow perch), 7759 nucleotides long. It is a transcript of the gene tanc2a, whose product is annotated as tetratricopeptide repeat, ankyrin repeat and coiled-coil containing 2a. The record is from RefSeq and is a predicted model, not a curated record. Gene Ontology annotation, cellular component: dendritic spine. The transcript is spliced from 27 exons. Bases 771 to 6716 code for a protein of 1981 amino acids. Gene Ontology annotation, biological process: regulation of dendritic spine morphogenesis. Gene Ontology annotation, molecular function: protein binding. NCBI's taxonomy places the organism in Eukaryota, Metazoa, Chordata, Actinopteri, Perciformes, Percidae.
GAAAAGCUCUUAAACACUUGGAAACUUUUACUUCUUGCGCUUCCGAGGAUAUCCUCUGGAGAGGAGAUUUACUCUUUCCACCUCAUGCUUUAAGUUGUUUGUUUGCUCUUUCUGUAUGGUUUUGAGAAAGGCUCUACCUGUGAAUGAGAAGGAUUGCAUUUCUUUUUUUUUUUUUGGCUACAAAGGACAAUAACCAGUGGGAUUACAUCGUCCAGAUCUGCUGGGAGUUGCGGCCAAAGUUUUCCAAGCGCGUGUGGAUUCCGGUUUCCCCUCUGAAAGUAGCAACGUUACCUAUACUGAACCUAUGAGGAGUCUGGCUGUUAUGUUUGCCCGUUUGCCUAUCCUGCUUAUUUAACCGCAGUCCUUCUGCUUUAGAAGUUGGAGUACCUCUAGGGUUUUUUUAUUUUUAAUUUUCCUGGAGACUCUCUUCCUCCUCUUAUCUCUUCAUCCCUACCUCCUUCACCUUUCUCUCCCUCUCUCCUUUGUGUGCUCUGGAGAAGGAGGAGCUCAGGACCAAAAAAGAAGAAGAAGGACUGGAUAGUGAUGUCAUGUGUGUUCACAUUUUCACCAAGAAAGCUUAAUGGAGAGGGCUCAGGGGCGCAACAGCAGUUCAACAAACUAGGCUAACUGCUGAGACAAAGACCCUCGCUUUCAUUCGUCUUGUCAGCUGUUGUGUUUUGGGGGCAAUAACAGCCCCUCUGAAUUGCUGACUCCGCCCCCCUCUCCAUGGAACCACUCUGAACCCACCAGAACCCCACUGCCAGCUAGUUAUGGACUGCACGGCGGCUAUUUUGAAAGCAUGCGCCCGCUCCAGGACCAAGUGGUGUCGGCACGAGCGCUCCUCUGUCCGUCGCCCGUGGAGAGUGGCGGGCAGCUGCAGUUGCGGCGCGGCCGCCACUGGCCACGCCUCUUCCCUCCUGCGGCGCUUGCUGUUUUACGCCUGCUGUUGUCAGUCCCACGAGGACAGCUCUGAGCUGUGUCGGGAAUGGGUGGAUUGUCCCGGCGAAGCACCAAGAGGAAGGAGUGAGGAAGAAGGCGAGGAUGAGGAGUUAGGACCCCCACCCUCAGUAGACGAGGCGGCUGAUGCUCUGAUGACCAGGCUGGGCUUCCUGCUUGGGGAAAAGAUAAUCGGUGGAGAGCCGGGGUCUCCUUACCACGCCCAGCAUGAUAGAGAGAGGAUCUCUCCUUCCUCCAGUCUGGCCAGUAGCUGCACCUCCCCCUGCUCCACGCUGCAACCUCCUGCUGGAGGGGAGGGCAACGACGACAACAGGCACGCCUCCUCCAACCACGCCUCCGUCACCUCCCCCACCUCCACCCUGGAGAGCAGAGACAGCGGCAUCAUAGCCACGUUAACCAGCUAUUCGGCUGAGUCGGCAGCCGAACGGGACGACAGCGGCAAGGAUCCCGGUGACGGUUACCGUGGCAGCAGCCUGAAUCUGUGGCAGCAGGGGGGCCGGCCGGUGGUGGCCUCCAGCUCCUCCUCCUGUAUGGCGGCGGUAGGAAGCACAAACGACGGCUCCCUCUACAGGGCGGAGGACAUCAUGGCCGCCUCCACCUACAGCCUCAACAAACUCCACCCAGACCGAGGCCCUGGCUCCGCCCUCUCAUCAGGCUCCACCCACUCCAUCCCUCUCUACCUCAUGCCCCGGCCCAAUUCAGUUGCCGCCACUAGUUCUGCCCACCUGGAGGAUCUAGCCUAUCUGGAUGAGCAGCAGAGACCCAUCCCUUCAAGGACGUCCCUCAGAAUGCCCAGACAGAAUUCUGGGAGCCGUACUCAACAGGACCAAAGAGUUCGUUUCACUCCCUCUCUCAACCUGAAGCCCCUCCACUUUGAGGUCCCGGGUCUCUCGUCUGAUUGGCUGUUCACUGGCAGGGAGUGGCUCUUCCAGGAAGUGGACGCUUGUCUUCGCAGUGGUGACCCAUCAACCAGUCAGGGCGUGGUGAUCAUCGGCAACAUGGGCUUCGGCAAAACGGCCAUCAUCGCCCGCCUGGUGGCGCUCAGUUGUCAUGGAAACCGCAUGUCGCCAACUGCUACCAGCAACCAGACCAUGCCUAAACAUGUAGAGGCUGUUUCUUUCUCCCACGACUCCCUGGGAAGAGGAGGAGGGGGAGACGAAGGAGGAGGAGGAAGCUGUCCCGGGACUCCAGAGAUGAGGAGAAGACAGGAGGAGGCGCUGAGGAGGCUGGCGGGACAGGUAGUCUCGUAUCACUUCUGUCAGGCUGAUAACUGUCACACCUGUCUGGUUCCCGAGUUCGUCCACAACAUGGCGGCGAUGCUCAGCGACGCCCCUCAGCUGUCGGCCUAUCGGGAGCUGCUGCACCGGUCGCCACAGCUACAGAGCACGCUCAGUCUGCGCUCCUGCAUCCAGGAUCCAAGCUCCGCCCUCCAGAGAGGGAUACUACAACCACUGGACGCUCUCUACACAGAGAGGAAGUUGCAUGUGGAAGGGGCGGGGCUUAUCAUACUGAUUGAUGGGCUGAACGAGGCAGAGUUCCACCGGCCGGACUACGGCGACACGCUGACUUCCUUCCUGUCCCGAAACAUCCAGAAGUUUCCUUCCUGGUUGAAGGUCAUUACCACUGUCAGGACCAGUCAGCAGGACAUCACUCGUUCUCUACCUUUUCACUGCAUCUCUCUGGACAGGAUGGAAGAGAACAGCGCCAUAGACCAGGACCUGCAGGGUUACCUGAUGCAGCGUAUCCACAGCAGUGCGGAGAUCCAGAGCAACGUGUCGCUGAGCAACGGUCGCCUCGACAACACGGCACUGGCCAAGCUGAUCGGCCACCUGAAGAGCCUGAGCAGGGGCUCGUACCUCUACCUCAAACUGACCCUGGACCUGAUAGAGGGAGGCUACCUCGUCCUGAAGAGUUCCAGCUUCAAGGUGAGCACGGGUUUAGCAGUUUCUAAGUCUUUGCUGCAGCUCAACAUGCGUUUUCCCACCCAGUCAUCGUUCCAGAGAGUUCUGCCACUGCUCAACGUCACUGUGGCGUCGCUGCACCCACUGACCGACCAGCAGCUGUUUGAGGUGGUGAAUGCGGGCACUCUGACUGGAGGAACGCUACACUGGGGGGAGUUUGUGCACCGUCUGGAGCAGCUCUCCUCUUUCCUAGUGCGGCGGAGCGACGGCAACAGGAUGCUGAACCACGCCUCCUUCAGGGAGUGGCUGAUGUGGAGAGAGGAGGGCCAGGACGACAGGUUCCUCUGCGACCCCAGGAGUGGUCACACUCUCUUGGCCUUCUGGCUCUGCAGACAGGAAGGGAAGUUGAACCGACAGGAGACGCUGGAGCUGGGACAUCACAUCCUGAAGGCUCACAUCUACAAGGGUCUGAGUAAAAAGCUUGGGGUUUCCUCCUCAGUUCUGCAGGGGCUGUGGCUGUCCUACAGCACGGAGAACCUGAGCCCUGCUCUGUCAUCGCUGCGCAACCUCUACACCCCCAACAUCAAGGUGAGCAGGUUGCUGAUUAUGGGCGGGGCCGACGUUGAUUACCGUAGCGACGUCCUCAACAACGCGCCCCUGCUGUGUGUCCACGCUCACCUGGGCCACAGCGAUGCUGUGGCACUGCUGCUCGACCUCGGAGCUCAGGUGGAUGCUCGGUCACAUGACGGCUUGACCGCACUGGGAUUCGCUGCCGCGGCUGGACAGCUGGACAUCGUCACCGUGCUGAGUCAGCACUCCGCUAAGGUGGGUCAUGUGGACAGCUCCGGCCGGUGUGUGUUGGUGCACGCGGCCCAGCGGGGCCACCUCGAGGUGCUGCGCUUCCUGCUGAAGCGUGCGGACUGGAGCUGCACUUCCUGCUGCGGCCAGAGGGGGGCGAGCAGGGUCCAGGCGGUGCAGCAAGCACUGAUCGCAGCCGCCAGCAUGGGCCACACAGAGAUGGUGUCAUACCUCCUGGAUCUUCCAGAGGAGGACGAGAAAGAGGAGGAGAGACCGGAGAUCAACACAGCUGACAGUCUGUGGGGGGAGACAGCUCUGACAGCCGCAGCAGGAAGCGGCAGGCUGGCUGUCUGCAGGCUGCUGCUGGAUCAGGGCGCUGCCGUUGAGCAAGGCAACAGGCGGGGCGUGGCUCCCCUCUUCAGUGCUGUGAGACGUGGCCAUUUGCAGGUGGCGGAGCUCCUACUGAGUCACGGGGUGGAGGUGAACAUGGUCGACCAGCAGGGUCGAACUGCUCUGAUGACGGCAGCCUCAGAGGGACACAUGACCACCGCCCAGCUGCUACUGGAUCAUGGAGCCUCUCUGGACCAGGCUGACAGGGAGGGGUUAACACCACUGAGCUGGGCAUGUCUGAAAGGCCAGCUCCCAUUGGUCAGAGAGCUGGUGGAGCGAGGCGCAGCCACGAGUCACGCUGACCGCAGUGGACGGACCCCUCUGGAUCUGGCUGCCUUCUACGGAGACCCAGAAGUGGUGCAGCACCUGGUGGAUCACGGUGCGUCGGUGGAGCACGUGGACUGCAGCGGGAUGCGUCCUCUGGACCGGGCGGUCGGAUGCAGAAACACGUCGGCAGUCAUCGCUCUGCUCAAGAAGGGCGCCAAGAUAGGACCAGCGACCUGGGCCAUGGCUACGUCUAAACCAGACAUCUUGAUGGUUCUGCUCAGUAAAUUGAUCCAAGAGGGAGACCGACUGUACAAGCAAGGUAAUGUGAGGGAAGCUGCUCACUCCUAUCAGUCAGCUCUCCAGAAGUUUCCAGGGGACGAGCUGAAGACGUUCAGACAGCUGAUAGUGUGUGUGCUGCUCAACCUGUCUCGCUGCCACCGCAAGAUGAACGAUUUUGGCCUCGCCGAGGAGUUUGCCACCAAGGCACUAGAGCUGAAAGCUAAAUCCUACGAAGCCUUUUAUGCCCGAGCCCGCGCCAAACGUGGACGCAGACAGUUCCAUGCCGCCCUGGAGGACCUGAUCGAGGCCAGCCGCCUGUGCCCGUCCAACCGGGAGAUCCAGCGCCUACUGUCCCGGGUCAAGGAAGAGUGUCGGCAGGUGGCACAACAGCAAGACUCUCCCCCUACUUCGUCGCAUCCUGGUUAUCAACCAAACGCGGCUGUGUCCAUCAACGAGGCCAGGUGCCGAGAUUCCGGUUGUCUGCAGGUGCAGGACAGGGAGGGGCUUACUGAGGAAGAGGAGGACGAGGAGGAGGAGGAGGAGGAAGAGGAGGAGGGGAGUCACUCGAUCCACCCUCAACCUGUGGCUCAAAGUUUUGACACCCACUGCAGCCCUGGGGUGCCAUCCCCCUCUUCCCUCUCCCCCACUCACCUGUAUCGACACCUCCCAAGUCCCCCCCACUCCCCCUGCUGCUCUUCCCCCGCUCACUCUGCGCCUCCUCCUCCCCCGUCGUCGUCCUCCUCCUACCACCAUUUUAGCGCUCUGCAGCGACCCAGCCCGAUGUCGGAGAGUAUGCCUGCGCUGUCCGGAAGCGGAGGUCCGCGCCAGCAUCCGCAGUCUAGCGCGGCCCUCCGCCACUCGGAGCAGAACCCGGGGGUGCAGCAGCUCCACCACCUGUCCCAUCAGAGGUCCUUCCAAAAGCAGAACCCUGUUCAGGGCCAGUGGCUCCAACCGGCCAAAGUCCAGGUUGUCCGAACCAGUCAGCCCAGUUCCUCGGCCCACUCCAACGUGAUUUUGGGAAGUUCCGCUUACUCCCAGUUUGGCCAACUGCCGCAAGAGCUGGCCGAGCUGGGGGAAGGCAUUUGCCAGAGCCCUCCAGAUAUCCGGCCUAGCCUGCAGGUCCAGGCUGGUCUGACCUCCGGGUCUUCUUACCCACUAGAUGACGUAGACGUUGACUUUGUUUGCCAGGCCAGAGCUGUGUCUGCCUAUGGGAGAGAAGCAGUAGGGGAGAGGGCAGGGGUAAAUCGAUUUGGCCAGGCCCGUCAGUUCAGUCGCAACCAAUCCAAAGCAGCCUACUAUCCCAUGGAAGUCACUGAGGCGGCCGUGGGCCCUCCUGAUAGCCUUCCACCAAUGCACGAUUACCAAUACCACCAUCAGGGGGGGGUAUGGCGCCCGCUCAGUGCCCACCCAAGCUCCUUCCCCACUCCUCCCCCCAGGCCUCUCGGCCACUCCCAGAGCAUCAGCGUCCGUUUCUCCACCAGCAGCGCAAGCCUUGCUGGAGGGCAGCCCGCCAGUCACGGCCAAGGCUUCAGGACGUCUGCCUCCGCCCAGCACAUGGAUUCACCUUCCGUUCUGAGCUCCGCGGGCGGGGUUACCGGUUAUCAUGACGACCUCUUUCUAAUCUCCUCUCCCCAGUCGGAAAUACGCAUGGCAGGAGGCGGGACUUAUCCCGGAGAGGCGGGCCGUUUGUCCCGGGACACUCCUUUUAUGGGCGUUGUCGACAGGACGGCGAGGGUGCACCAGCAUUAUCAGCAACAAGCUCCUUCCAGCUCUGCGUCCUGUCUCAGCCCGUCUCGCUCCUGGGCCGUGUCUUCAGUGGACACGGUGGUCACCUCGCCUGGCAAAACCCCCACCAACAAAGGAGGCUUCGGUCAACCCCAGCCAUCCUCCAUCGCCUACCACAACCGCAGCAACAACAACGCCCACAACGACAACCAGCUCGACUACUAUCCUCAGGGCGAAGGCUCGGUGCAAGUGGCCAGUCAGAAUCCCUCCUACCGGGAUGUGAAGCUGGCUCGAACUCUGCCGGUGACCCACAGCUGCUCAGACAGACUUAGUGACAGACAGAGGGGCCCUACCUCUCCUGUCAAACCAAAAAGACCUUUUGUAGAGUCCAAUGUAUAGAGAAAGCUUUAAAUGGUAAGUCAGAGACAAGAACGGAGGAGGGUUAAAAAGAAAUGUGUGCACUCGUACCGUAUAUUCCUAUAUUCACUGGGGCUAUGGAAUUAUUAAGGCCGGGCUAUGCUUGAAAUGAACUUGUUUGUACGACAUGUAGUUCGUAUGACAUUAAGAGGGGCAAGACGCAAUAAACUUUUAAAUCUGGUUAACGGCACACACUCUCCUUGAAGGUUUUCAUGGUGCGCGGUUGCACUUGGUUGUACGCACUCGUACAGAGGAAAUAAUGAUUGAAGUUGUAGUGUGAAGAAAAAGGAGGACUUGAGAGAGAAGUUCGAAUCCCACCUACGUUUUUCACUUCCGCACACCCAGCCGAUGGCUGCCAGAAGUGUCCAUGCUUGCUGGAUUGUCGGUUUCGGAAAGACAAGCGCUUUCUUUGAAACUUACAGACUCCAUUUAUUGUUCAGAGGAGAUGGGGAGAAGCAGAAAUUCUACAUAUACAUUUGAUAUGGAACAUUUUGCCUGUUACAGGUCAGGUCUAUCCAUUAACCAGCCAGAGGGAUAAGGGAAGAGAAUGCUUAGACAUUAGACAUCUCCUGCCAUUACAAAGCACAAUGAGGAAGAGGAAGAUUCAAGGAAAAUGAGGGGAAAAAAACAAAACAAAUACAUCCGGUAGCACUAAAAAAAAAUCCUUCCUUCCUGGCCCUGUUCAUCUCUGGCUUACAGUACAUUAUACUGAUGUCUCCGAAUGCCCACAAUCUAGAGAUGCUGCCAAGUUCACAUCUACGACUCUAGACGGCGACAUUUAGUCAGACAAGAGAGACACCACACCACCACUAUCACCUUUGUCUGCUGCUUACGCUUUAAUGAAGAUUUUCAUUUCAAGUUUGAAGCGCUUACCUGAUACGACUGGAAACCUGGAUACAGUCACUGCGGGAUCCAGCCUCUAAAACCUGUUCCAGUCAGAUGCUGGUCAGUGACCCGGUCCCAAGCCAUAGUUUGAGAAACUAGGAUGAUGCUGUCAUUGAAUAAGCACUGGCUUGCUGUAUAUA